GUCACCAGCCUCGUCACAGCUCCUGCCACACGCCUAGGUGGUGAUAUUGGCUGUAGGAGUCCAUGUUGACGUAGCAGCAAGAGAGCAGGCUUUCAAAGAAAGGAGGAAGAUUAAGAGAGGGACUGAGGAAGAGGAGCACUUUGGUCUUUGAUCAAGUCUGUCAGCAAGAAACUGUAAAUACAGCCAGCAUGUCGACACCGGUCUCCCCAUCCCCCUCCCUGUCCCCGCUGGCCCUCUCCAGCUCCUCCGCCUCCCCCUCUCCCUCGGCGUCCCCCCUGCCCUCCCCUCUCUCCCCCCCACCCCGGGUGCCCGUCUUCCAGAGGAAGGGGGCCCUGAAACACAAGCGCAUCAUCGAGGUGAAGGACCACCAGUUCACCGCCCGCUUCUUCAAGCAGCCAACCUUCUGCAGCCACUGUACCGAUUUCAUAUGGGGGAUUGGAAAGCAGGGAUUCCAAUGUCAAGUGUGCGGGUUUGUGGUUCACAAGCGCUGUCACGAAUUUGUCACCUUUACCUGUCCUGGAGCUAUGACUGGCCCAAAAGCUGAGGAUCUGAAAAGCAAACACAAGUUCAAGAUCCACACUUACUCCAGCCCCACCUUCUGUGACCACUGUGGCUCUCUGCUCUAUGGCCUCAUCCACCAGGGCAUGAAAUGUACCAGCUGUGACAUGAAUGUACAUAAGCGUUGUGAGGCCAGUGUUCCGAGUCUGUGCGGCCAUGACCACACGGAGAAGAGAGGACGAAUUUACCUGUCUGUCAGAGGAGAGAGGGAGGAGAUUCAUGUUACAGUGCGAGAGGCCCGGAACCUGAUUCCCAUGGACCCAAACGGGCUCUCAGACCCCUACGUGAAGCUGAAGCUCAUCCCUGACCCCAAGAGCCAGAGCAAGCAGAAGACCCGCACCAUCCGCUCCACUCUCAACCCUGUGUGGAACGAGAGCUUCACUUUUUCAGUCAGAGGCCGGCAAUGGGAUCGACGUUUGUCAGUGGAGGUGUGGGACUGGGACCGCACCUCUCGGAAUGACUUCAUGGGGGCGCUGUCUUUUGGGGUGAGCGAGAUUUUCAGGCGUUCCGUCAGUGGCUGGUUUAAGCUGCUCAACCAGGAGGAAGGCGAGUACUACAACAUCCCUGUACCUGAUCAGGAUUUACAGGAAGCUCUCCCUCCUACCUCCCCCACACCUUCCUUGCCCCCACCCCCAGUAACCGUCCCAACCCCAGUAACAACCCCCACCCCCACCUGCCCCCCUCUCCUGUCCCCUGGGAAGGCCCGGGUGGGGCUGCAGGACUUCAACUUCCUCAUGGUGCUUGGAAAAGGGAGCUUUGGGAAGGUGCUGCUGGCGGAGGAGCGGGGCAGCGAGCGUCUGUUCGCGGUGAAGGUGCUGAAGAAGGACGUCCUGUUCCAGGACGAGGACACGGAGAGUGCCAUGGUGGAGCGCCGGGUGCUGGGCCUCACGGGACGACCCCACUUCCUCACCUCCCUGUACUGCGCCUUCCAGACCGAGGACCGCCUGUAUUACGUGAUGGAGUACGUUAACGGAGGGGACCUGAUGUUUCACAUCCAGAUCGUGGGCAAAUUCAAAGAGCCGCAUGCCGCGUUUUAUGCUGCUGAGAUAGCUGUUGGUCUCUUCUUCCUCCAUAACAAAGGAACCAUAUACAGAGAUCUAAAACUGGACAACGUGCUGUUGGACAGCGAAGGCCACAUCAAGAUUGCCGAUUUUGGGAUGUGCAGAGAGGGGAUGAUGGAGGGAGACACCACGCGCACCUUUUGCGGGACCCCUGAUUACAUCGCCCCUGAGAUAGUGGCCUACCAGCCGUAUGGAAAGGCUGUAGACUGGUGGUCUUACGGAGUCCUGCUGUAUGAAAUGCUGGCUGGACAGCCUCCCUUUGACGGAGUGGAUGAGGAGGAGCUGUUCCAGGCCAUUAUGGAACAGAGUGUCUCCUACCCUAAGAGCCUGUCCCGGGAGGCUGUGUCCAUCUGCAAGGGGCUCAUGACCAAACACCCGGGAAAACGUCUGGGAGGAGGAGAGGAUGCAGAGAGAGAGAUCCGAGAGCAUCCCUUCUUCCGCUGGAUUGACUGGGAGAGGCUGGAAAGACUGGAGAUCCAGCCCCCAUUCAAGCCCAGAACUGGAGGGAGGAAAGGGGAGAAUUUCGACAAGUUCUUCACGGCGGCCCCCUCGGCCCUCACCCCCUCUGACCCCGAUGUGCUGGCUGCCAUGGACCAGGACGACUUCCAGGGCUUUUCCUUCAUCAACCCUGACUUCCCCCUCUCCCCCCUGACUGCGGUCUGA
Molecule: messenger RNA, 2282 nt
Organism: Megalops cyprinoides (Indo-Pacific tarpon)
Lineage: Eukaryota; Metazoa; Chordata; Actinopteri; Elopiformes; Megalopidae
Gene: prkcg
Product: protein kinase C, gamma
Exons: 18
Coding region: 189-2282 (697 amino acids)
Biological process (GO): protein phosphorylation
Molecular function (GO): ATP binding; diacylglycerol-dependent serine/threonine kinase activity; zinc ion binding
Source: RefSeq, a predicted model, not a curated record